CACACACACACACACACACGCGGAAACAAACGACACACCGUGCACGCGAUCUCAGAGAGAACUUAACUACAAACUGGACUUUAUAAAGACGAAUCUGCUCCGUUGAAGAAGAAUGAAGCCCGUGUUCUCCUGUCUGUCUGUGGGCUCGUUGCUUUAUAUCGUCUACGUCUGCGCAGAGAGCGUCCCAAUCCCUGAGAAUGUGACCAUGACAUCACUGGACAUGGGAUUGGCUCUGCAAUGGGAUCCGCCACAAAACACCACUAAUCAACUAUUUAACUACACCGCUGAAGUGAAACUGUGGAGAGAUUAUGAGCCAGUAUGUGUCUGCAGCUCAUCACUAAGAUGUGAUUUCACUUAUAAUGUGAGCAUUUUUGGAUUUUACCAACUUCGCGUUCGGACUGAACUACACGGAGAGACGUCUGAUUGGGUGGAGACUGGAGAGUUUGCAGUGGAUGAGAUAACGGAGGUCAGCGCUCCUCAUGUCCAACUGAGCAGCAGAAAAGGACAAACCGAAGUGGACAUCACUGAUCCUCCGAUGAGAAGAAGCACCUUGAGGGAUGUCUUUACUGGGGUUUCAUACCUCAUCCGCUUUUGGGAAAAAGGAGAGGCAGAAAAGGAAGAACUAAUAAGAGACCAGAACAGAAUUAUGUUACCAAACCUGGAGCCUUUGGUGAACUACUGCGUGGAAGUGGCGGUUUUGUACAAUAAAAGAACAAGCCAGUUCAGCAACACGACCUGUGUGACCAACUCACCCAGCAGUGAGGUCGAACCCUGGCUCAUCGCAGUCGUGCUCCUGGUCAGUCUUCUGGUGGUGUUAGUCGCUAUUGUCCUGAUCUUUCUGGCUGUGUGGUACGGUUAUCAAGGAUGCAGAAUUAUUUUCCCUGAUACGAAACUGCCGGAGAACCUCAAACAGUUUUUGUCGCAACAGUCCCAGUCGCCCAUACUUUCAGCCAUGCAGGAGAGCACUCAGCUGAAGGAGCACUUUCAUGAGCUGAGGAUAUUUCACACGGAGCCGGACAGCUCUCAGGACAAACCGCAGAUGGAAGGAUCCGGGAUUCAGACAGAGAAGGAUGAGAGUUGUACCGGAGCAGACGUUACACAGAGAAGCGAGGACAGAUCUGAAACAGCCAGCACCACAUCAGAAGAGCAGCAUUUACUUGCUGAAUAAGGACUGUUGUGAUGCCAAACCAUAUUUAUUUAAAGUCCCCGUGGUGAAAAUCCAGCUUUUAAUGUUGUUUAUAUUUGUAUGUUGAGUUUUUGAUAUGCUAUUAGACAAACCAUGUGUAAAUUCAGAAGUAUACACCAUUGCUGAGUAUUUUCUCCUUAACCCUCUGGGCCCUAAGGGUAUUUUGGGGCCCUGAAGAAGUUUUGAUAUUGGUGCUUUUUUCAGUUAAAAACAUAUUAAUGACUAAAGUCUGAUAACACUGUUUUCAGCACAAACAAGGCUACCGUAAUAUGUGAGCAACAUGUACAUACAAGUUUGUAGUUUUGAAAAAAUAAUGUUUAUGCUUGUUU
Messenger RNA from Rhinichthys klamathensis goyatoka, 1515 nucleotides. It is a transcript of the gene crfb4, whose product is annotated as cytokine receptor family member b4. Lineage: Eukaryota; Metazoa; Chordata; Actinopteri; Cypriniformes; Leuciscidae. The coding region runs from base 113 to 1168 and encodes 351 amino acids. The transcript has 7 exons. Gene Ontology annotation, molecular function: protein binding. The record is from RefSeq and is a predicted model, not a curated record.